This is a messenger RNA of Cuscuta europaea, 3688 nucleotides long. Lineage: Eukaryota; Viridiplantae; Streptophyta; Magnoliopsida; Solanales; Convolvulaceae. The record is from the annotation of a GenBank genome assembly.
GUUUUUUAUUUUUAGGCGGCCAAACAGAGUAAACGCCGGUAAAAUGACCCAACCACCAUGAGUGAAUUUCCCGGCCAUCGCUCACCACCGCACCCGCCGGACAAUAUCCUUUGUCAGGGCCCCUGCGCACAUUAGCUGUCUGUACCAUCAUUAUUCGAUCGCUCCAGUCCAAACGAAAAGCCCCAUGCAUUUACUGCACCUCUUCCACUGCCUAUCUUACGCCACCUCAUCUACUCUGCGCCUCCCUCCCUGACGCUCCACUCCGCUUUCUUUCACUGAUGCGUCCAUUGAAUUUAAUUUAGAGAUCUCUGCGGCGUCUGCUCUGCUUCACUUUAAUCUCAUCAUUUCUCGUCCUGUCUUUGAAUUCACACACUGUAUCUAUAUACCUUUACCUGUCUGCUAUACUCUACUGUUCGUAGUCAAUACACACUGCUUUUCACUUAAUUGCGCUUUCUUAGAUGCUUUGCGCAAAAUAAAUACAUUGUUGCUGUCACGAUUCCAGCCUCGAUCUUAUGUCACAUCAAGACAGUUUGGGAAGUAUCGCCAUCUUAAUUGAUCUCCAAUCGGGCUUCGCCGGCAGAAAUCAAAUCGGAGGCGUCGAGUUUUUGUCCCGCGAGCGAGAUCGGUGAUAUUGGGGGAGCGUAGUAACACUGAAAUGCGUUGAUUCGCCGGGUUUCGUUACCUGUUUCUGUCUUUCGCUUGUCCUUGCGGAGUUGUGGAUUCAGAAUUCAGAUAGAAGUUUGGUUUCUGGCUGUGUAGAUGAAUCCACUGUGCUGCAUUGCUCCCGUGUCGAUUGAGGAGGAUCGGGGGAAUCCGACGGGGGUGAGGCCUCCACACUCGCAAUCCAAUAGUUCAAAAGGGUUUGAGAAUGCGGCAUCUGUGAGACCUGUUGGUUUAGCUUCGAAACAGAGCUUUUCCAGUGCACAAUGUCUUUCUUUGAGUGCUAGCCAAACGGAAACGACGGUUUGCCAUGACUCGGAAGACAAUGUGGCGGUUGAAGCAAAGGUGUACACCAAUGGGAAUGAAGGAGUGUGUUUGGCAGGGGUGUUGUACAAGUGGGUGAAUUACGGGAAGGGUUGGAGAGCAAGGUGGUUUGUGUUAGAAGAUGGAGUUUUGUCAUACUACAAGGUUCACGGACCUAAUAAGAUCGUCAUUAGUCUGGCCAGAGAAAAAGGUCUCAAGGUGAUUGGGGAUGAAUCUUGGAGAUAUAUGAGGAAACCCAAUGGUAGUAAUCAUAAGCUUUCUGGAUCUUCAAAGCAGGGAAAACCAUUUGGGGAAAUUCAUUUGAAGGUUUCAUCAGUUCAGGCUAGCAAAUCAGAUGACAAAAGGCUAUCUAUAUUCACAGGGAUGAAGACACUCCAUUUGCGCUGUCUAUCAAGAGAGGACAGAACAACUUGGAUUGAAGCUCUUUUGGUUGCUAAAGAUCAAUUUCCAAGGGUUUUGACAAGUGGAGAUUUUGCGCCUUCUGAAGAUUUCGUUGUUUCAACUGAGAAGCUACGUGCUAGGAUGGUGCAAGAAGGAAUUGCUGAGACUGUGAUAAAAGAUUGUGAGGAUAUAGUGGAAAGUGAGCUUGGUGAGCUGCAACACAAGUUAAAGGGCCUUCAACUUAAACACAUGAUGUUGCUAGAAACAUUGAGACAGUUAGAGGCAGAAAAAAUCGAGUUGGAAACAACCGUUGUUGACGAAACAAAAGGGCGAGACUCAUGUUCAGGACAAGCGAACAGAAGAUUUAGUGAUUUCUAUUCCAUCAUGUCAGAGGGCAGUGCGACUGACUCAGAUGCUGACAAUGAAAGCCGUUAUGGUGUAGAUCUUGAAACAGACGAAGAGGAGAUCACAUUUUUUGACACAAAUGAUUUUCUUUCUUCUGAAGCUUUGAGAAGUGCUUCUUGUCGCAGUAGGGAUGCCCGUCUGUCUUUGACAAAUGAAGACGAGUCUUUCAGUUCUGGUCGAAUUAGAGAAGUUGGAAUGGAAAUAAAGACCAUCAAAUAUCCUUAUGUCAAGAGAAGGUAUAGUCUUCCAGAACCGAAGGAAAAAGAGAAGCCAAUUGGCUUAUGGGCCAUCAUCAAGGAUAAUAUAGGGAAAGACUUGUCUGGUGUGUGUCUCCCGGUCUACUUCAAUGAACCACUUUCCUCAUUGCAGAAAUGCUUUGAAGAUUUAGAAUACUCACACUUGGUUGACCAGGCAUUUGAGUGGGGAAAGCAGGGCAACGAUUUGAUGAGAAUUCUAAAUGUUGCUGCUUUUGCUGUUUCUGGGUAUGCAUCUACUGAAGGGCGACAAUGCAAACCCUUCAAUCCUCUACUCGGGGAAACCUAUGAGGCCGAGUAUCCAGAUAAAGGUCUGAAGUUCUUUUCUGAAAAGGUGAGUCAUCAUCCUAUGGUUGUUGCUUGUCAUUGUGAGGGAAGAGGGUGGAAAUGCUGGGCAGAUACUAAUCUCAAAGGCAAGUUUUGGGGCCGUUCAAUUCAGCUUGAUCCAGUAGGGCUUCUGACCUUACAAUUUGAAGGCGGUGAGACAUUUAGAUGGAGCAAGGUCACCACUUCAAUUUAUAAUAUUAUAAUUGGUAAAAUCUAUUGUGACCAUUAUGGCACUAUGCGCAUCCAAGGCAGUGGUAAAUAUUCCUGCAUGCUCAAGUUCAAGGAGCAGUCUAUUAUUGACCGAAAUCGUCACCAGGUACAUGGAUUUGUGCAAGACAAUAAAACCGGGGAGAAGGUCGCAAUGUUAUUGGGGAAAUGGGACGAAGCAAUGUAUUAUGUAUUGGGGGAUCCAACUACAAAACCUAAGGGGUAUGAUCCAAUGGCCGAUGCAAUAUUGUUAUGGGAAAGGGACAAGACUCUAACAAAGACCAGAUACAAUCUCACACCUUUUGCAAUUUCAUUAAAUGAGUUGACACCUGGUUUGCGGGAAAGACUUCCACCAACUGAUUCAAGGCUUAGACCAGAUCAGCGACACUUGGAAAACGGGGAAUAUGAGCUGUCCAAUUCAGAGAAGCUCAGACUUGAACAUUUACAGCGACAGGCUAGGAAAUUACAAGAAAGGGGGUGGCAACCACGAUGGUUCCGCAAAGACGAUGAUGGACAUUACCAGUAUGUUGGUGGAUAUUGGGAAGCGAGAGAGAAACAUAACUGGGAAGGAAUCCCCGAUAUAUUUGGGCAAACGGUUGAUCCACCUCAUCCAGGUACAGAAGAAUGUAAUGCUUGUUAAGCUAGGCCAACCACCUAUCUUUCAAAAUCAGAUGCAUCUCAUCCAACAUUUAUUUAUUAGGAGUCAAAAUCAAUAGCCUUCUCGGCUACCAUUAAUCCUUUACCUUUGGGUACAAAAUGAUCUGCUCGAGGUAAAUUAAUGAAAUGGGUUAAAGUGUGUAUGUAUCGGCGUUUAAAGUGAAGUGAAAUAUUGGGGUAAGAGUGAAAAUAUUAUUUGCUUUGUUGGGGAGUUAGAAAGGAUUUGCGAUGUCUAUCUCAGAUGACCUGCCUAUAAGAUGGGUCUAAACACAAUGGAACAGCAAAAGGCUCCCUCAACAAGAUUUUGCUUUUGCUAUUAUUUCUAUUUACUUCAAACAUUGCAUUGAUUACAUUUAUUUCCAUUUUCUCCUAUACACACUCAAUUGAAUUUGAUGUAAAUUUCUACCUUUCUUAAACACUCAAUCUAUUUAAUGGGAAAAUAUAAAUAUGAGGUCCAGUAGUCUUUCUUAAUA